This is a messenger RNA of Pocillopora verrucosa, 2296 nucleotides long. RefSeq lists its product as uncharacterized. NCBI's taxonomy places the organism in Eukaryota, Metazoa, Cnidaria, Anthozoa, Scleractinia, Pocilloporidae. The record is from RefSeq and is a predicted model, not a curated record.
AGUCACGCGAAGGGAAUAGUUCCUGCGAAACCCGCUGUGUUUUCCUACUUUCUGUUCUCUUUGAUUCGGAUCACAAAUCUUCAAAGGGACAGUGAAGUAUCAAGCGAAAAGAGAAGAGUCACUAUUCUGCUCAUACGCGCUAAGGAGCAUGAAAUUUAUUCACGUUAGGAUUUUUUAGAAUAUAACUCUUGAAGCCGGUAACCGACAAUUCAGUUUCAUUUUUUCAAAAGAUUUAAAAAUGAGUUUAUCAAGCGCGUCCAUUUCAACGGGAAACUCUUAUUCUAGAGCUUUAUCUCCUAUGGUCGCCGUAUCUAUUCUCUUUGGACCUGGAGAACGGCUCUAUUCAAAAGUUCACUCUUGGCUCGGAGGAUUUAUUUUCAUCUUUUUGCUCGGAGGAAUGACGUUUGUCUCCGUUCUCGGAGUCUUUGUGCGGUCAUCUAUCGAUACAUGGAUAGAGUUUUCGCUUUUCAUCGUUCCCCUAAUUGCACUGAUUGCUGGAUUUCGCGUGUAUACUUCCUCAGCCUUCAACAAGUUAUUGAGAAGGAAGCUGUCUAGGAAAUCAAUGGUAACCAGCUUUCCAGAGUUUGAUCAGGAAAUUCCGUGGCACGAGACACAAAGGGCAUCUUGGCUGAGGAAAGCUGCCUUGAAAAAUUGCAUCUAUCCUUUCGUCCUAGAGAUUUAUCAUUGGACUGCUUAUGCGAUUUUUCGCACGAAAUUUCAAGGGGACAAAUUCCCAGGUUCUUGGAAAGACAGCAACUUUAUGCUGUUCGAAAUUAACGAUAUGACUUGGCACGUGCUUUAUUGCUUCUUCUGGGCAAUGGCUAUGUACAUCACUGGAUUUCUAGCCUACUCCUUUAUUCUGAUCUGCCGACUGACAGUGCGAGAUGUGGUCAGUUUUAUGUGCAGGUUUGGAGACAGUCCAUUUCUGUUGUAUCGUCCCUCGGUAACUAACCAAACGCCUGUUUGGAGAAAGCUUGGCUUCUUAAGAAGAGCAAUAAAUGGCCUAAGUGGAUUCGUUUCAAUGGAUUUUUUCCAGACCAAGAAAGACAUUGUUUUAGUAUAUGAACAGGAAGUUCCAUUUUUGGAUGAAAUUCAAGUAAGCUCUGAUCCUGGCAUUCUUGAGGAAGGCAACUGGGAUGCAGUGACACCUCAGGAGUUUGACAGUUUUUCCACCGAGUCAGUUAACUUCUCGAAAUCAGUAGAGGGGAGGAUAAAUGUACCUAAACGACCACAAAUCACGGCAGCAGAUGCCAGUAAAUAUCUCGCCCACGUCCUAUACAGCAUCGAAGCCCUUGCUGGCCUUUUCCAGCCGUUCAUUGUCAUGCUUCUUUUCUUCUCUGUGGUCAGUCUUGUUAUUCAUGUCGGAGCCAUGGUUCAUCUCGUUCCGAAUUUUUCGUCUUCCCACUGGUGGACUUUGCUCAAAACGGGCAUUUGGUUUCUUCUUUCCUUGCGCCUCUUGUAUAGCUCAGCAGAGAUCACUAGAACUUUUUCAAACGUUUCACAACAUCUCACUUACGUAUGGUCCGUUGGUCAGUUACAUGGUGAUAAAGAAGAUUGGCAGAGGUUUUUCAAGCUGGUGAAGUCGUUCCAACUGGGUACCAAGACAUACGGGUUUCCACUUACACUGAAGCAAGCUGCAUCCAUUGCAACUUUUAUUAACUUUGCUCUGAUCAUGGUGCUGUCAAUCAUGAAACCUUCAGUACACCUACCAACCAAAGGCAACUAGCAUUCCACAUCAGAGAACUCAACAAGGGUUUCCUUAUUUGACGAGGGACUAAGGAGGGAGACUCCUUAAGAAUGUUGGCACAACUUUGCCUUGUUAUUUUCAAAACCUUUUCAUUACCUUGGAUUAAUUAUGCUCUGUUCUACCUGCCCCAUUUUCAGAUGUGGUUUAAUAAUGAGACUCUAUUUCAGGCAAGAACUAAUUAUGGAAAUGCUCUAGACUUAAAAAGAAUUCAAAAUUACCCCAGCUUCCUAAAAUUGCACAAGCACUCAAAAUCCAUACCCUAAUACAGACUUUUACCAGCUGGUGUUUAUACAGCUGUGCUUACCUUGGUGCAUUGUCUCUUAAUAGAGAUGAAAGAUGAAUUCCCAUUACCCUGCAUUCAGUUAAAGAGCACUGCUUAAGUGAAGAAAAAACUCUACUCUAGAACUGUAUUCUUCCACAAAAUAGCCUUACCUAUACUGCAUAAGGUUUUUAAAAAAUUAGUUUUUAUUCACAUUAGCAUAGGUAACCAUAUCAGGGUGCUGUAAGUAAGAAACUGAGAAGUUUAGGCAACCAUCAGAUUUCUUUUGA